Molecule: messenger RNA, 1446 nt
Organism: Lachancea mirantina
Lineage: Eukaryota; Fungi; Ascomycota; Saccharomycetes; Saccharomycetales; Saccharomycetaceae
Source: the annotation of a GenBank genome assembly
AUGACGAAGCGUUCUGCCAGUCCAGCGAUUACUCCGACGAAAAAACAGCGGAAACAUCUCGUUUCUACGUUGAAUAAGCAUUAUGGUAAAAUCAACACACAGGAUGAUUUCAAGCACAUGUAUGUGUCGGUGGUACCAAUGGACAUCUUUUGCUGGGGGACCGGAUCCAUGUGCGAACUUGGUCUGGGGCCCUUGGCUAAAAACAAGGAAGUGAAAAGACCUCGUUUGAACCCGUAUUUGGGCCGCGAAGACGCCAAGAUAGUAUCAUUUGCUGUAGGAGGCAUGCACGUUUUGGCUCUUGAUUCUAAAAAUGCGGUGUGGUCUUGGGGUACUAAUGAUUCUGGAGCUCUUGGAAGAGAUACCUCCGGUGCCAAUGAACAACUAAAGGACAUGGACGCUGAUAACAGCAGCGAUGACGAAGAUGGCGAUCUCAACGAUUUGGAAAGCACUCCCACAAAGCUUCAGCCAGACGCUUUACCUCUCGAUGAAAGCAAGGUAAUUCAGCUCGCUGCAACGGACAAUUUGAGCUGUGCUCUGCUUGACAGUGGUGAGGUUUAUGCAUGGGGUACCUUCAGAUGCAAUGAAGGUAUUCUCGGUUUUUACCAGGACUCUAUACAGGUUCAAAAAGAGCCUUGGAAAGUUCCUCCCUUUUCUAAUUCCAAAAUUGUCCAACUUGCGCCAGGGAAGGAUCACAUCCUUUUUCUCGAUGAAUUCGGCGUUGUUUACACUUGGGGCAAUGGCCAGCAGGGCCAACUGGGCAGAAAAAUUCUUGAGCGUUCUCGUCUUAGAACGCUUGAUCCUCGCGGGUUUGGGCUAGACAAUGUCAAGUACAUUGCUUCUGGUGAAAACCACUCUUUCGCCUUGACAAGAGAAGGCAAACUCUACGCUUGGGGACUUAACCAGUUCGGACAGUGCGGUGUGACGUCUGAGGUCGAAGAUGGCGCCUUAGUGACAAUUCCUACUGAAGUGGUACUUCCACAGGAUGUGAAGGUGAAGAUGGUUGCCGCAGGUGAACACCACUCCCUUGUUCUUUCAGAAGAUGGAAGGCUCUUCACUUUCGGUCGUCUCGAUAUGUUCGAAAUCGGCAUUGCUAAAGAUAAACUUCCUGAUUAUACCUACAUUGACGCUCAUGAUAAGGCAAGAGCAGUUCCUUUGCCAACGCAGCUGCGGGACGUUCCUCUGUUUAAGGGUAUUGCAGCAGGAUCUCACCACUCUUUAGCUAUAUCUGAAGACGGAAUCGUCUUUUCAUGGGGAUUUGGUGAAACCUAUGCUGUUGGUUUGGGACCUUCCGGUGAAGAUGUGGAGACUCCUACAAGAAUAAAAAACACUGCUACUCAAGAUCACAAUAUUAUGUUUGUCGGUGGUGGCGGUCAAUUCUCUGUCUCGGGUGGCGUGAAAUUGAGCGAUGACGAGGCAGAAAAAAGAGCUGAUAAGUAUGAUGACUAA